ACCGGCUCCCUCUAGUGGCUUACCUGGGAAAGCAAAGAAACGCUGAGCUUCGGGAACAGCCCAUGAAACCGUGAGCGCAGCGUGCCGUUGAUUCUGACAUCACAAGGGCAAAGCCGGAUUCCCUUUGGAGCAUGCGCGGUGUGGUCUUUGGUGUUUGAUCCCGUCGGCUUGCCGUCCGUUUUUGUACAUUGCUGUGUGCCGAGAAGCAGUCGCUCUUGGGAGCUGGGGAAGUAGGGGGCCAUUCUAGGCUAUGGCAAGUGAUGAGUGCGAGCCGGACGCCUUCGAUGCCAUUGUCAUGGCGGAGACGCGAUUUCAUGGUGAAGGCUAUCAAGAAGGUUAUGUUGAAGGAAAGCAUGCUGGUGUUGUUGAAGGAAGACAGUAUGGAAUGCAACAAGGUGCAAACAUUGGCUUAGAAAUUGGAUCAUACCUUGGGUUUGCAAUGACAUGGCAGAGGUUGCUACUUAAAGGCUCCAAUGAAAAACACAGUAAAAAGAUAAAAGUCCUAGAGUUGUUAAUAGAGAUGAUUCAGACAUUUCCCUGUGAUGAUCCAACCUAUGAAAAACUUCAGGAAGACCUGGAGAAAAUCAGAGGACGAUUUAAGCAGAUCCCAAGUUUGUGGAUCAAAUCCUGACAUUGGAAUGAGAUGGAAGAAAGGCUUCACAGGAGCACAACCAUCAUUUACAAAACCAUGUUUCUCAUACAAUGACUGCAGUUGUGAGCGAUAGGUCGGUUGUAUGAAACCCAGAGGAGGCAGUGAUGGCCAACAACUUGGACAGCUUUCAAAAAGGAUUAGAUAAAUUCAUGGAGGAUAACAGUAUCAAAGGCUACUUGUCACAAUAGCUAUGCUCUGCCUAUCAGUGUUCUUCUGAAUACCAGUUGCUGGAAACCUGUUGGGGGGGAGUGCUCUUGUGCUCAGGUCCUGCUUGCGAGCUUCCUGUGGGCAUCAGGUUGGCACUGUGAGAACAGGAUGCUGGACUAGAUAAGCCACUGGCCUGAUCCAGCAGGCUUUUCUUAUGUUCUUACGGUCUUAUGUUCAUUAUCACACCUUUCUUAUAAAUGGCAACAUUACCUGUCAUUGAAAACAAUCCUAUCCUUUGUAUACUCAGUAACUUUUAUUGUACAUCGCUUCGGUUCAUUUUUAUGAAGAAAAGAGACUAAUAAAUUUAAUAAAUAAAACAAACUGUGAA
Molecule: messenger RNA, 1187 nt
Organism: Rhineura floridana
Lineage: Eukaryota; Metazoa; Chordata; Lepidosauria; Squamata; Rhineuridae
Gene: LTO1
Product: LTO1 maturation factor of ABCE1
Exons: 5
Coding region: 251-631 (126 amino acids)
Source: RefSeq, a predicted model, not a curated record